This is a messenger RNA of Lactuca virosa, 1042 nucleotides long. The record is from the annotation of a GenBank genome assembly. Lineage: Eukaryota; Viridiplantae; Streptophyta; Magnoliopsida; Asterales; Asteraceae.
CAACCACCAGACAGACACACCCACGUGUCUCCAUUUACGUGACGAAGAUGAUGAACACACACCCACAACACACAUUACACACACAACACAUUGUUGAACAACAAUCUGCAACCCCAUGUUCGUUUUACUGGAUUAGGUUAACCUAAUUUCUUCUCCUGCGAUCAUAAAGCUAUGGCUUUCACAGUAAUCCCCAAUCUAUCUCCUCCAACUUUCACUCGUCUCCAUCUUCAUCAAUCCUCACAGAAACCUCCAUCUUCAUCUUCAUCGCAUUCCGCAACUCACCACAACCAUAACGGUGUCAGUGUACAAUCCUCCGUCGAAUCGCCGCCGGUUCGUGUCAGGGUUACUCCACCGAGCGAUCCUCGACAAGAUUUCUACGUUAAUCUCGGCUUAGCUGUUCGAACUCUCCGCCAUGACUUGCCUCUCCUCUUCUCUACAGAUCUCAAUUACGAAAUCUACAGAGACGAUAUCACCUUCGUUGAUCCUCUGAACAAGUUCACCGGAAUCGAAAACUACAAGCUCAUCUUCCGUGCAUUACGUUUUCACGGCCGUAUCCUAUUCAAAGACAUCUCCUUGGAGAUUUUUAGGGUUUGGCAGCCAUCGGAGAACCUAAUUUUGAUCCGAUGGAACCUCAAAGGAACCCCUCGUGUCCCAUGGGAAGCUAAAGGCGAGUUCCAAGGUACUUCCCGUUACAAACUGGAUCGAAAUGGCAAAAUCUACGAGCAUAAAGUCGAUAAUCUGGCUUUCAAUUUCCCUAAACAGCUAAAACCAGCUACAUCUGUUCUUGAUUUUGUCUCUGUUUGUCCUCCUGCUACACCUAACCCUACAUUCUCAUGGGCUACUACUACCCUAGAUUCUACCUAUUCAUCUUCUUCAUGGCUAGACUUCUAUCGUGCAGUUAAGAACACAUUGGAUCCUAGCUAUACCUAUGAUUAUGAUUAUUCCGGUUUGCUAGAUUACCAGCUAGUAGCCACUUGUUUAUAGUCAGUGUGUUCAUUUAUUGUUAUGUAUACACAUACUCUACAUUAUACGAUAUAACAAC